AGGGGUGCGAAGUUAAAUCAUUGAACCAACAAAAUUUAUUAAAAAUCUUUAUUUCAUAAUAUUUCAUCAUGACAGUGAUUGGUUACAAUGGUAAGGAACAGUCGAAAUGUGCAUUUAGUAGCGCUGUCGUCGUUGCGUAGCGAAGGAAUCACCGUAUACAAUUUGCGCGGGAAAGUAUCCGAGAAAGUAUUUUAUCAGUGGACAAUUAACCGACCGUGCAAUGUUUUUACGUCUCUAGUUAAUUUUCUAAACUUUUCACAUAAUUUAUGAUAUUUGUUGUUGUUUUCUUUUGUUAAAAUUAUUUAAUUGAAAAAGUUUUGUAAAGUGAUAUUUUUAACUAUUUGGAUAAACUUCAGUUUUUAAUUCUUCUAACACUUCAGUAAUUUCAGCUAAAUCUGUAGCUACAUUAUUAACAAAAAUGGUAAAUUCGCCUUCCAAAUUAUAUAAACGGCCAUUUACAGUAUGUAUAGAAGGAAACAUAGGAAGUGGUAAAACAACAUUUCUUAGUCAUUUUAAAAAAUAUGAUAACACAACAGUUUUAGAGGAACCAGUAGAACUUUGGCGAGAUGUUGCUGGAACGAAUUUAUUAGAACUAAUGUACACUGAUCCUUCACGUUAUGCCUUUUUAUUUCAAUCUUAUGUGCAAUUAACUAUGCUUCAACUUCAUACAUAUAAAACACCAUUUCCUUAUAAAAUUAUGGAAAGAUCCGUCUACAGUGCGAGAUGUUUUAUAGAAAAUAUGAAGCGUACAAAAAUGUUGCGUGAUAUAGAAGUAGUGGUUUUGGAGGAUUGGUAUGACUGGUGCAUAAAAAGCGCUAGUAUAGAAACAGAUUUAAUAGUAUAUUUAAGAACAUCUCCAGAAAUUGUAUAUCAGAGGAUGAAGGCAAGAGCAAGAAAGGAAGAAAAUUUUGUAUCAUUAGAGUAUUUAAAACAGAUUCAUGAUAUUCACGAUGAAUGGCUUUAUCAUCGAACAUUAUUUAAUGUACCUGCACCAGUCCUAGUAUUAGAUGGAAAUAAAAGUUUGGAAGGAAUGUUAGUAGAGUUUGAAAAUUGUACAAAGCAGAUUUUUGGUAAGGCAGUGAAAAAUGAAGCAAAAAAUGUAAUUGCGUUAUCACCGACAAAGUCUAUAACAUAAGUUGCAGUAGGUGUAUAAAAAUGAUAAGUACAGUGUUACUCAACAAGA
Molecule: messenger RNA, 1183 nt
Organism: Megachile rotundata (alfalfa leafcutting bee)
Lineage: Eukaryota; Metazoa; Arthropoda; Insecta; Hymenoptera; Megachilidae
Gene: dnk
Product: deoxynucleoside kinase
Biological process (GO): nucleobase-containing compound metabolic process
Cellular component (GO): cytoplasm; mitochondrion
Molecular function (GO): deoxynucleoside kinase activity; ATP binding
Source: RefSeq, a predicted model, not a curated record